Messenger RNA from Aspergillus steynii IBT 23096, 876 nucleotides. Its product is annotated as putative Cu-dependent DNA-binding protein. Gene Ontology annotation, cellular component: nucleus. Bases 96 to 788 code for a protein of 230 amino acids. Lineage: Eukaryota; Fungi; Ascomycota; Eurotiomycetes; Eurotiales; Aspergillaceae. Gene Ontology annotation, molecular function: DNA-binding transcription factor activity, RNA polymerase II-specific; RNA polymerase II cis-regulatory region sequence-specific DNA binding; copper ion binding. The record is from RefSeq and is a predicted model, not a curated record. The transcript has 3 exons. Gene Ontology annotation, biological process: positive regulation of transcription by RNA polymerase II; intracellular iron ion homeostasis; intracellular copper ion homeostasis.
CUGACCUCCUGUGGCGGUGCCCUGUCUCGAGUAUAAAUCCUGCUCUCCCCGAUGACUCUCCUACCCUCUAUUCCUCUUGAUCCAGUCAGCAAGGUAUGCUCAUCGACGGCGAAAAGUGGGCUUGUGAAGCGUGUGUCCGCGGCCACCGUGUGACAACGUGUAAACAUCAUGAUCGAUCAUUAAUCCGCAUCAACCGUAAAGGUCGUCCCUUCGCGACCUGCUCGGUCUGCCAUCACACUCCCUGCCCGACCCCCGACGAGCACACCAAGCUGCGCCGCGAGGCCGAGGCCAAAUCUUCAAAAAUUACUAGGAUUCCGGGCAGACGUCCCUCUUCCACUCGUUCGCACGCCGCCUUUAUUCCCAUUGCGCCGCGUCCUGCCCCGUCGUCCGUCUCGUCGGCUUCGUCGUCGUCCUCGCUGGCCCCGGAGUCGAGUGCUAGGGGUCUCAUGCUGGAGGAUCUACAGUACUCCCGCCAGGCCGAGCCCCGGAGAGAUGUGCCCGUGGCUGGGGCCGGCGUGGGUGUGAGCGGGAACGGCGCAGCAGGUGCUACGUCGCUCUCUCCCCCGGAUACGUAUUUGCCGCUGUCCUGCGCGUCGCUGGGCUCUUCUCCGCUUGGGCCGCUGGAGACGCCCCUGUCUGUGUCGAUGUCCAUGUUCAUGCCGAUGUCCGUGGCUAGCGGAUCCUGGACGGACGCCACCCCCGCGUAUGCGGAUGCCGGGCCCUUCACGCUGGAGGACAUGGAUGUCGACGUGAUCGGCGACUGGACGUGGUUGUCGCAGACGGUAUGACACUAGGGAAUGGGUAUCGGGUGGUACCCAUGAUUAUGAAUUAUGAUUUAUGCGGUGGCUGCUGUUUUACUGGAUUUGGCGUCGCUUU